UUUUCAGUGCAGAAAAAUUCAAAGCUCUAUUAUAUGUAUAGGAUGUUUUCAAAUGUUGAGCCUGUGAAUGUUUUUUUUGCGAAAGUGUUUUAAAUAAAUAAAUUUAGUGCAUUAUGGCUCACCUGAUUAAACAGGGACAAGACAAACACCUCAAAUUCGUUUUAGGUCAACCCGAGGAAGUGCUCAUCGAGUUUUGUAAAUUGGCCAUCGAAUACAUUAGCAAUGGCAUAAACGAGAAAAAAUGUUCCGUGGCUGCAAAAAAAUUGGAUACGACAUUCGACACUAUCAAGUCCUGCGUUGAAGCGCUUGUAUGUCUUCUAAUCGAUUGCACCAAGCUGCACAUCACCGAAGAACAGUUCCAAACGCUCAGUACCCUCCAGUUCACCGAUGGCCAGAUCGCUAUCCUGUGGCAGUUCAUCAGCAGCAAGAGGAACCUGGUGGAGAACAUCUUAAAACAUUCCCCGGACAGUGAGUUGCACUUUCGGGAUCUGGAAUGGCGACUAGAAGCGAAGGUGGCCUCCAGAUCGUUAAACAAGCAAGCCACACCCAUCAUUGCUAUGAAGCUGCAUCUGGACAGCGAGGUGGUCAACGAACAUAAGGAGUGUCUCCAGUCAUCCGAGUUGGUCGAACCGGACGAACGUAGCGCCACUCGGAAAGAAGUCCUGCUGCAAACCGACCCAACUAGUUUGGUCCAUUUGAUACAAGUCUUAGAGCAAGCUCUGAUUGAUUCCAAAACUCACCGUGUCAGAAAUUUCGUAAAAUCUUUUCAGAAAUAAAUUCAAGACAGAAAA
Armigeres subalbatus is the source of this 791-nucleotide messenger RNA. RefSeq names its product COMM domain-containing protein 2. The record is from RefSeq and is a predicted model, not a curated record. The transcript is spliced from 3 exons. Bases 114 to 776 code for a protein of 220 amino acids. NCBI's taxonomy places the organism in Eukaryota, Metazoa, Arthropoda, Insecta, Diptera, Culicidae.